AAAAGCCUUGAGGCACCAUUAAGAACUGAUAAGGAUGUAUAAACUCUGGACAAUUAAUUUCUUCAGGAAUGUUUUUUGUCCUCGGUACGCCGCAGAUGCCGAGCAUCACCUCCCUACCCAAGAGGGUCCUGGUGACAUCACAUCCUCCCCAAAGAGUGACACAGCCUCCCAAGCCAAGUGACAGAGAUCUCCUCAGCUGCUCUGCACCAGCCCCAGGCACAGGCGCCCCAGGGGAAGAUGGACACGUCUCCUGCCCUGCUCCUGCUGCUCGCUCUGGGAUUCUGCUGCCCUGGGAUCUAUGGCCAGAAACUGGAGAUGAAGCUCAGGUCUCCCAAGGACAUGGGGCAGCUCCGGGUGGGACAGAGGCUGGAGCUGGAGUGUCACACUGACAGGAGCCAUGGGGCAUCCUGGAUCCGCCAGGACAGCAGUGGGACCCUUCACUUCAUUGUCUUCAUCAAUUCCCUGUCCCGGCCCACGUUUGAGGGGGGACAGAAAACGUCCACACGCUUUGAGGCGAGCAAAGACAGCACGAUCUAUCGGCUGGCAGUGAAAUCUUUCACACCACAGGACCAGGGCAGCUAUUUCUGCGUGAUGAAUCUCAACCAAAUGCUGCACUUCAGCCCUGGCCAGCGAGCCUUCCUCCCAGCCACCACCACAGUGGCACCCAGCACAACAGCACCCACCACCCAGGGCAGCACCACUGAGGAGCCCAACCUCACAACUGCUGAGCCAGAGGGAAGAAUGCAGGGAGAUCUGAAUUUCUUCUGCCACAUCUUCAUCUGGGUGCCCUUGGCAGGUGCCUGCCUCCUGCUCCUCCUUGCCCUGGUGAUCACCAUCGUGCUGUGCCAACAAACCAGAAGACGAAGAUGCAGGUGCAAGAGACCUGCAAACGGGAAACCUCCCACCAAACCCAGGACGCCAAACUAGCCCAGAUCAGCAUCUGCUCCUCCUGGCUGCUGGAUCUUCUCCUGGGAGCUGUCAGCACAGAAAUCCAUCUCCUGCCUUAUCCACAAGGCCACGGCACCUCAGCCACUCUGCCCUGGCAGGUCUGAGGAGACGAGAGGGAGCACGGACACACGGACACACGGACACACGGACAGGGAGCAGCAGUUCCUGGGAGCUGCAGGGUCAAG
This is a messenger RNA of Zonotrichia leucophrys gambelii, 1133 nucleotides long. Its product is annotated as T-cell surface glycoprotein CD8 alpha chain-like. The transcript has 6 exons. Gene Ontology annotation, biological process: T cell mediated immunity; cell surface receptor signaling pathway; cytotoxic T cell differentiation. The record is from RefSeq and is a predicted model, not a curated record. NCBI's taxonomy places the organism in Eukaryota, Metazoa, Chordata, Aves, Passeriformes, Passerellidae. The coding region runs from base 238 to 927 and encodes 229 amino acids. Gene Ontology annotation, cellular component: external side of plasma membrane.